Messenger RNA from Prosopis cineraria, 1877 nucleotides. RefSeq names its product serine/threonine-protein kinase BSK6-like. Gene Ontology annotation, molecular function: ATP binding; protein kinase activity; protein binding. NCBI's taxonomy places the organism in Eukaryota, Viridiplantae, Streptophyta, Magnoliopsida, Fabales, Fabaceae. The record is from RefSeq and is a predicted model, not a curated record. The coding region runs from base 282 to 1766 and encodes 494 amino acids. Gene Ontology annotation, biological process: protein phosphorylation; brassinosteroid mediated signaling pathway. The transcript is spliced from 10 exons.
AUUGAAGCUCAAGGCAAAUGCCCGUUCGAAUACGGAAAAGAAAAAGAAGAAAGAUACAGUAAAGCGAAGGAGGUUUCACUUAGCAAUAACAGCUUGUGUGGAGAUCAAAUGAAGAGCCAAAGCAAAUUGAACUAGAAAAGUCUCUACCUUGAACUGAAUUGCCAACUCCUGCCAUUUAUGCUCAAACAAACAGACCCACUGGAGUCAGAACAAUGUAUAGCUCCGUCUGAUCAGUGAUCAGUUUCUACGCUAACUUUUUUCGGUUUCAGCUACUUCACUAAAUGGGUGCUCGUUGCUCUAAGUUCUCCCUCUGCUGGUUCCAUUCCCACCUCAAACCUUCCGUCCUUGAAUCCUCCGACCUGGAAAAUGGAGGGAAAAAUGAGGGAGAAAGGUGGCCCAGUUUUGAGGAGUUCAACUUGGAACAAUUGAAGGUUGCCACAAAUGGUUUCUCCUCCGAAAACAUAGUGUCGGAGCACGGUGAAAAAGCUCCCAAUGUCGUUUACAAAGGGAAGCUCGAGGAUGGUCAUAUGAUCGCCAUUAAACGCUUCAACAAAUUUGCUUGGCCUGAUUCACGCCAAUUCCUCGAGGAAGCUAAGCAAGUGGGGAGUCUGAGAAGUGAGAGAUUAGCCAACUUGAUUGGCUAUUGCUAUGAAGGAGACGAAAGGCUGCUGGUAGCAGAGUUCAUGCCACAUGAAACUCUGGCAAAGCAUCUCUUUCACUGGGAGGCACAACCCAUGAAAUGGGCAAUGAGGUUGAGGGUGGCCUUGUACUUGGCUCAAGCUCUAGAGUACUGCAGCAGUAAAGGAAGGGCUUUAUAUCAUGAUCUCAAUGCCUACAGGAUCUUGUUUGAUCAGGAUGGUAAUCCGAGGUUGUCUUGCUUUGGGCUCAUGAAGAACAGCAGAGAUGGCAAGAGUUACAGUACAAACUUGGCAUUUACACCACCUGAGUACUUGAGAACAGGCAGAGUGACACCAGAGAGUGUAGUUUACAGUUUUGGAACUUUGUUGCUUGAUCUUCUGAGCGGCAAACAUAUUCCCCCGAGCCAUGCACUUGAUCUGAUCCGCGGCAAAAACUUUUUGAUGUUAAUGGAUUCUGCCUUAGAAGGUCACUUUUCAAAGGAGGAUGGAACUGAGUUGGUGCGGUUCGCUUCUCGUUGUUUACAGUAUGAAGCUCGUGAGAGACCAAAUGCAAAGUCUCUUGUUGCAUCUCUAAUGUCACUUCAGAAAGAAACUGAGGUCCCCUCCUAUAUUUUGAUGGGUAUUCGGCAUGAAGCUGCAUCCUCAAAAAAGCCAUCACUGACACCUAUGGGUGAAGCAUGUUUGAGACUGGAUCUUACUGCCAUACAUGAGAUAUUGGAGAAGAUUGGAUACAAGGAUGAUGAGGGAUUCGCCAAUGAGCUUUCAUUUCAAUUAUGGACCAGUCAAAUGCAGGAGACCCUGAACUGGAAGAAGCAUGGAGAUACUGCUUUCCGGGCCAAGGACUUUGUCACUGCCAUUGACCGCUACACGCAAUUCAUAGAUGGAGGGACCAUGGUCUCGCCUACUGUGUAUGCAAGACGCUGCUUGUCUUAUUUGAUGAAGGGGUUGGCACAAGAAGCUCUUGGGGAUGCAAUGCAAGCCCAGGUGGUAUCACCCGAGUGGCCUACUUCUUUGUAUCUUCAAGCAGCUUGUCUUUUCAGCCUUGGAAUGGAGAAUGAUGCCCAAGAAACUCUCAGAGAUGGGACAAACAUGGAAGCCAGAAAGAACAAAAAUCUGAAAACUGUAUAGAUUUUACAUUCUGUUUAUCUUUGGCAUUAUUUGAUGUUUCUUUGGGCCAGUUUUGUUAGGCUUUUGAAUUCAUUUUCCUCUGUUAUGAAAGAUUAUGGCUGGUUUGGAUUU